This is a messenger RNA of Dentiscutata heterogama, 136 nucleotides long. The record is from the annotation of a GenBank genome assembly. NCBI's taxonomy places the organism in Eukaryota, Fungi, Glomeromycota, Glomeromycetes, Diversisporales, Gigasporaceae.
AUGAAUGAAUCAUCCAGGACGGCCCCAAAAAGUUCGGUGACUAAUUGUAAUCCAAUGCCUAUAAUAUACGUCACCGAACUUUUGGAGGCUGCCCUGGAUGAUUCCAUCAGAAUUAUCGUGACUUCCAGUGAUAAUA